Molecule: messenger RNA, 5970 nt
Organism: Toxotes jaculatrix (banded archerfish)
Lineage: Eukaryota; Metazoa; Chordata; Actinopteri; Toxotidae
Gene: kcna2b
Product: potassium voltage-gated channel, shaker-related subfamily, member 2b
Exons: 2
Coding region: 256-1758 (500 amino acids)
Biological process (GO): potassium ion transmembrane transport; protein homooligomerization
Cellular component (GO): axon terminus; juxtaparanode region of axon; dendrite
Molecular function (GO): protein binding; delayed rectifier potassium channel activity
Source: RefSeq, a predicted model, not a curated record
GGCGCAUCGGGUGAUAAAUGGCUGGUAGAGUGGAGGUGCUUUGACCGUGCGGACUGACUUUGGACCGGACACUUCUGUUGGGCCCUGUUACACAUUACCACUAGAGGACAGACUGUAAACAAGCGCCAGUGAAAAUAGCUCCUCACCGGCAGAUCUGCCUGUACCUGAACCCACAAGUGUGGGGAGUCUUUAUCUCCUCGCGGCCCGACGUGGCCCCACUCUGUCUGAAAGCUGCAGGUCCCAUCUCCUUCCAGCAUGACGGUUGCUACCAGCGACCCUGCCGACGAAGCAGCAGCACACCCGGGUCAGCCUCAUGACCAGUACGACCCAGAGCCGGAUCAUGAGUGCUGCGAGAGGGUCGUCAUCAACAUCUCAGGCUUGCGCUUUGAGACGCAGCUCAAGACCCUCUCCCAGUUUCCAGAGACGCUGCUGGGUGAUCCCAAAAAGAGGAUGAGGUAUUUUGAUCCUCUCCGGAACGAGUACUUUUUUGACCGGAAUCGACCAAGUUUUGAUGCUAUUCUGUAUUAUUACCAGUCAGGAGGGAGGCUGCGUCGGCCUGUUAAUGUGACCCUGGACAUUUUUUCGGAGGAAAUCCGGUUUUAUGAGUUAGGUGAGGAGGCAAUGGAAAUCUUCAGGGAGGAUGAAGGUUUCAUAAAGGAGGAGGAACGGCCUCUGCCAGAGAAUGAAUUUCAGAGACAAGUGUGGCUGCUGUUUGAAUAUCCAGAGAGCUCAGGUCCUGCUCGCAUCAUUGCCAUCAUCUCUGUCAUGGUGAUUCUUAUCUCUAUUGUCAGCUUCUGUCUAGAGACACUGCCAGUUUUCCGAAAUGAUGAUGAGGAGAUGUACAAGUAUUCACCCCAGUCCAUGUACAAUGCCACCUCUACCUCUGAUAGCACAACAUAUUUUACAGAUCCGUUCUUCAUCGUGGAGACCCUCUGCAUCAUCUGGUUCUCUUUUGAGUUCCUAGUUAGGUUCUUUGCUUGUCCCAGUAAAGCUGGAUUUUUUGGCAACAUCAUGAAUAUCAUUGAUAUUGUGGCAAUCAUCCCCUACUUCAUCACACUGGGCACAGAGCUAGCAGAGAGACCAGAGGACAGCCAGGCAGGCCAGCAGGCUAUGUCUUUGGCUAUUCUCCGUGUCAUUCGUCUAGUCAGGGUGUUUCGUAUAUUCAAACUUUCACGUCACUCCAAGGGGCUCCAGAUCUUGGGACAGACUCUGAAGGCCAGUAUGCGUGAGCUGGGCCUCCUCAUCUUCUUCCUGUUUAUCGGUGUGAUCCUCUUCUCCAGUGCUGUCUACUUUGCAGAAGCAGACGAGCCACAUUCCCAGUUCAGCAGCAUCCCUGAGGCCUUUUGGUGGGCCGUGGUUUCCAUGACCACUGUAGGCUAUGGAGACAUGGUCCCAACAACCAUCGGAGGAAAGAUUGUGGGGUCUCUCUGUGCAAUUGCUGGUGUGCUGACUAUUGCCCUGCCUGUACCUGUCAUCGUGUCAAAUUUCAACUACUUCUACCACAGAGAGACGGAGGGUGAGGAGCAGGCACAGUAUCUGAAUAUCCCAAGUGUACCUAAAGCCAGCUCAGCUGACGAUCUGAAGAAGAGUGGGCGGAGCGGCAGUGGAUCCACUCUCAGUAAAUCAGACUAUGUGGAGAUCCAGGAGGCUGUGAAUCACAGCACUGAGGACUUCAGACCAGAGGCCAUGAAAACAGGAAACUGCACCCUUUCCAACACUAACUACGUAAAUAUCACUAAGAUGCGUACAGAUGUAUAGUGUGAGCUACUGUGGAUGGUUAACUUCAGCUGGAGUCCACAAGGACUGUAACUGGGGAAGGGAAGUGUGACUCCCUGUAUUGACCUACGCAUGGUGCCCAGUAUGGGAGACCAGAGCAGAUGUGAGAUGAACUUGGAGAAAAGGUCAGUAGAGGAUCUGAUGUUCUCCCACAUCCUAUGGACCUAUCAUUGCAUAUCAUAGAACUGCCCCUUGUCUUAUUUAGGACAUUGUCAGUGUCUGCAUGGAGUUAGUCUUACCUGUAUGACUAUAGUCGUCCUGCUCGCAACAGUAGCCAAAUAGUAGCCUAACCAGUAAUAAUCAAUAUUAACAGUGUAAAGGGACCACAAGUUUCUACCUUCUUGCUCAAGCUGCCGUCGGGAGAAGAUGCUCAAUAACAAUAAUUUAGAUCGGUGUAAUCUUUAUUUUUAAAUGUAACUUAACUUAUUAACUUGUCAUUAAAAACAGGCCAUACGAUCAGCAUUCAUGAGCAAUGGAAAUCUGUUGCUCUAACUGCCAAGGUCCUGACUCAGAGGAAAAAAAAUCUCCAAGAUCAGAGCUGUUCUAUCAGGGGAAAAGUGCAAGACGUCAUUUGUUGUUUUCUCUGUCAGAGAAAAAACCUGAAUGCACUAGCUUUACUUACUUGGCCCUCACCAGAUAUUGUCUAGUGCAAGCUAGUGGCCUCUUUGGAGACCAACAGAUAUAUGACAGUGCUGUUCUGUGAUUCUGGACCACAACAGGACGCCACGUUCUUUUUCCUGCCAUUUUUCUUUCUUUGAUGAAGCUCAAGUGGAUUUACCACAUGUACACAUUCGCCAAGACUCUGCCUUUUUUUUCCCCCAGCCAAUGAUGGCUAGUAGGUGGACAGAAAAAAUGUCUCUCUAAACAAAGUGAAUGUAUUAUUUAUUGUUGUAUGUUCAUUUGAUUUAUUGUAAUGUGUUCUUUUUUAGUAAUAUGAUGAAUGUGUGCUUCUCACCUACAUUUUUAUGGUUGAGACACUCAGUGUAGAAAGACUGUGAAUAUUUUCUCUGUAGUGUUCUGAGUGAGUGCCUAUUUCUCCAUCCUGUACCUUCAAGACUUUCUUUAGCUGCCACCUCCUCCACUGUAACAGUGAGUAGUGCUUAAUUUGACACCACUGCCCAGCAUAAAUGUUGCUGUUCUUGACUUCAUAGCAUUCCAUGUUUGUAGAUCAAAUUAGAUCAAGGAGCAAACUUGGGUGAGAUUCUAGUUUGCUGUUUUUGUCAGAAGCUGAUUUCAUAAUCCAUUAAGGCUUUUAUUAACCCUAAAAGUUUCAAAUGACCAAAUGCCCGCAAUUGAAGAAAGACCUCAGUGAUCCACUAAAAUUAAACUAUGAGCUCUGUAAGGUCCAUCUGUUUUCAUACCAGCAAUGCCAGCUACUGCAAGCUUGCUUAUGACAUCCAGGAUCUCAUUAGCAAUACCUGUAAAUUUGAUUGAUCUUACCUAAUGAAACUGAUAAAUCAUUUUAGCCUGUGUUGUGCUCUCUCCCAUAUAUUUCUCCCUGUAAGCAAUACAUCAAAAUUGAAAUGGAAUAAGUUAAAAGCAACAAAAAUGUUUUUCAGUGAUGUUAGAUUUUACAGUGUUGUAAGCUCAAUUAUAAGGUCACCAAAGACAAACAUGCUGUCAUCUGGAAUAUUGUGUCUUGGGUUGGAAAAGAGAUUAAUUCUAUCUCAGAACUUUUUUUUUUUUUCAUCCACGUAGUUUGAACAUUCCAUUGGUGCAUUUUGCCCACAUAAUGCAGGACCUAGAGUCCUAGAGUAUGUGUCCUUUAUUAGCUUUUAAUCAAACAGAUGCUGUUCUGCUAUUAUAGGACUGCAUGUCCUUUCAAGUAUUCAUUGUAGCAUGCAUUAGUAUGAGUAAUACUUAAAAGGCAAAUUUACUUAAAUAUAUCCCUAUAUUUCUAGUGAUACUGGCGCUAUGUGCAAUAUAUGAAAGGCAAGUGUCUUGUUUAAGAAGUAUGAGUGAUGCUUCGCAUAGCCUAUGCAUCUUUCUGCCAUUGCUAUUUGAAAUAUUGUUGAAUCGCAAUCCAUGUGAAGUAUUCACCCAGAGAGGGAAGUGUGUCCAAGACAAGAUUUGUUAACUAUCCCAAAAUGACAACAGGUUAAACAUAAGAGGAAACAGGGAAGGUUUGAUGGGUUUAGAAAAGACAGCAAGGCGACGUAAGAGUCCAGAGCGACACUGACUCCAGAACAAGAAUUGCUAAACCUACAGUAACAACUGCAGUUCAGAUGUUAGCUAAUAUCCCGUUCCCCUCAGCUUUCAUAGUCUUUAUAGUCUGUCACAGUCACAACCCAGUAACUGUGUCUCACAGUGAAAGAGCAACAACAGCUACUAUCUGCCACCAGCCCAGUGGAUGCACAGAGAUUCAAACAGUUGGCCAGUCAGACUUUUUGCUCAGCCAAGUGUAUCAUGAUGCUCCGAGGGACUGUCGGAGUGCCCAUAUCUCUGACAUAUAGGUCCAUCACUCUUAGUGUGUAAUGUUGUCUGUGCAUGUGUGUGUCUGUGAGAGAGAGAGGGAGAAAGAAAGAGAGACAAAGAGACUGGGGUAGAGAGCUUUUAGAUGCAAGCUGAGCGUGUAGCUUUUAGAGACAAUGUAGUAGCAGUUAUCUAAAAUGCCACUCUUCUUAACUCAAGGCCAGAACGACUGUGGUGCUCUGUAUAUUCUGCUCCAUCUUAGCACACUGUUUACAGACUGUGUAUAUACUGAACACAUGCAUGUAGUAAAUCAAACAAAGAAAACAGAGAGGAAUGUCUUGCUACGCUCACUAGAGAUCAGAUCUACGAGCAUGUGUUGACUUAUGAGAUAAGCUGCAGUAUCAGCCAGAGCCAGUUACUGGGAAUUGGAGAGAGGAAAUAGAAGGAAAGAGAGGAAAGGUUGGGAAGGAAAAUAUGAUAAUGAAAGUAAGAUAAACACUGCCCACACCCUCUGCUUUUUACUUUGAUGUGUACUUGUAUUUCUCUACUCUGUACUGGAACACCUACGUGACUUUAUGUGACUUGAAGGCUUCGUCUGGACUGCCGUCUUUUCCACUCUCGUUACCAAGUACACAAUUGAUGUGACACUCUCUGUCAAGACGGAGACACUCUCCUCGAGAAACCAACGAGACGGCACAUUUGGAUCUGAACCAUGGAAAACACAUCUUUGCUGUACUUCACAACACAGACAAGAGGACACUUGAUACACACGACGGACAUUUGAAUACAUACAGCCAGUGUACACACGUGUACGCACACUGCCCAUAACCUUUAUGGUGACCUCUGCUGUCAGGACAAACACAUACCUGUGGUUUUAUCAAACUUUAAGGCCACAAACUGAAUGGACUUAAAAAACCCACUGAUGGUGGUGAACACACGUAGCCAUGUAAACAAUGUAUCUAACUGUUACAGCUUCUUUUAAUGAUGUCUUAAAAUGCCUAAAAGCUUCAGCUUUAAAAUGAGCUUCUGCCAUGUACAGAUUCCUGUGUAGCAGGGAAUCGAAGUGUAUGCUUGCUGAACUAAUCAAAGAAAACUCAAGCUGUAUAGUAGGUGAAUUAUCUUGUAGGGACAAAGGAUGGAAGUAUAUUAAAAAAAAAAAAAUCAAAAGAAAUGUAAUUUCUAUGAGAACUUUAACUUAUUUGUGUCAUCAGACACUGAUUGAGCUUAUGUUUGUUCUUGUUUUUUUUUUUUUUUUCCAGUAUGUUUUUGUAUUUGAAUGUUAUAAUUAGCACACCUUUGAGCCUCACACAGUGCAUGGGCUGAGGUUUGACUGAAAUGCACUUUCAGACCUUGGUCAAAUAGAUUCGGUCUUGAUACAUAUUUGCCCCCAGACAAUAACUCCCACUUAUUAUACUUUCUCUCUUCCUCUGCUCUCUUCAACCAUUCAACCAGUCAGAAGUGUGUUUGAAUGUGCUUUAGAUAAUCCUCAGCUCUUUCACUGUAUUAUGUUCUCAUGGUGCAUUCUGCUCAGCUAUCUGUAUAAAACCUGUUUUUUUUCUACCAUUGUAAGGAAAAGACUGAACCAAGAUGCAAACUGUACGCCGUUACACACAAAGGGAAUAUGGAUCUGAACACUUGACAUGCCCUUCACAAGGACUUUCAAUGAAUAUAAACUGAUUAAUAGAGAACAUCUAAAAAGAGAUACUUUCAUCAUUCAAAAUAAUUGUAAAUUAAAAACUCUUAUGAAUAAUAAUAAUAAUAAUGGUCUGAUGAUUAUAUCAA